AUGGCCAGUAUUCACCUCAAUCACACCAGAACUAACGGUGCUAUAAGGGAUGAGAUGAUCAAUAUGUUAGAUACCAGUGUCAAAAUGGAAAAGCAGCAGAUAAAGAGAGACAAGACUUCGCUCUGUGAGGAAUUUUAUCUCUUCGGAGAUACCAGCUCUGUUCACGGGAUUAAGUAUGUGACGGAACCAUCUUCAGGUUGUUUUAGGCGGCUGGUUUGGUUGCUGUUGCUUUUGGUGUGUCUUGGAGUACUCGUGUACCAGAUAAUAGAUCGAGUCUGCUACUUCAUCAGUAAUCCAGUCACUGUCAAUGUUCAGGUCAACUACAAUAGCUCACUUAUCUUCCCAGCAGUGACCAUAUGUAACCAAAAUGCUUUCAAGGCUACUUUUGCAGCUGCAGCAGGCCGGUAUAAAUUGAUUGAAGACAUGUUUACUGAACCUGAAAAUUUUAAUUCAGAGAGUCUUAAGAAAUACUUAGCGGAGAAUACAACUCUGAAGGAUCUCUAUUUACAAGGAGCACAUAAACGCAAAGACUUCUUAUUCAAGAUAGUGUGGAUGGGCCAGACAUUGACAGCAGACGACUUUGAACAAUACGUCACAGAUCAUGGCGUCUGUUAUACUUUUAAAAGCAACAAUGAGAGAGUUUCUUCUCCAGGUAUUGAGAAUGGCCUUCGUCUGACUCUAAACAUUGAGCAGUAUGAGUACAUGCCGGGUCCCCACGACGCGGCAGGAAUAAAAAUGCUCAUACACGACCACAAGGAUAUUCCAAUGGUACACGCUCUAGGUCAGGCCAUUUCACCCGGGUCCAGGGUCUUUGUGGGAAUGAAAGUCAUAGAGCUGGAGAACCUUCCAGAACCUCACGGUACUUGUCAUGAGAAGGCGUUGGAGUACAUAGAUACCUACAGUACUGAUGCCUGCCGUUUAGACUGCUUGACGAAAAGAGCCAAGAAAAUCUGUGGUUGCCGGGCCUUGUACAUGCCUCAUAAAAAUGGCGAACCACCAGUGUGCAGACUAGAUCAGUACUAUGGGUGUCUUAAAAACGUCAUAGAAACGUUUCCAACAUUAUUUCAUAAACUAUGUUCUUGUCCCGUUUCAUGUAAGUUCCGGGUGUUCGAAACAGACUUAUCAUAUGGUACAACGUCGGACUACAAUCUCAGAAAAUAUUUGUCUUCUAAUGAUACCUCUAAAUUGGCUGCCGCUCUCUUAAAAGCAACUGAAGUCACAUCUAGAUAUGAAGAUUCAAAAAUAUCGAAAGUGAAGAAUUUUUACACCAACUUAACAACAAAUACUGAACAAGCAUCGUAUGUGUACAAUAGGCUUGUGAAAAUGGUUAAUCAUUUAAUGAAAAAGACGAACACGAUGUACAAAGAUAUGAAGAGACAUUUCAACUUUAAGGACUAUCUAUACAAAUUCCAAAUAUACAUAAUGGAGAAAAAUUUUAUGAGGGCACGUGAUGCAAUGGAAGAGCGUCACAUGCACAUUGUACCGCUGGCAUAUGCAGAAUUUAUAUUACAAAUCGAGAAAACGAUUCGAAAACUCACAGAUGCAAAAUUUCAGAAUGAUUCUUUUCGACUUUUUCUCUAUGAAAAUUUGAUGGAUAAGAUAGACAGUAGAAUUGAAAUCAUCGAGAGAGUCAUGGUGAACUAUACAUCUUUAAAAGAUGCUUACAAUUUAGGGGAGAAAAUAUUUAAUUAUCAAUUCAUGGACACACCACGGGAUCACAAUAACCCUGCAGCGCCUAAAAAAUUAAUGAAAGAUUCUUUAAAUCACAAUUUAUAUGCAAAUCAAUCAACAGAACGAUAUGAAAGACAUUUGAAUAGCACAGUGAAAGCAUUAAACCUAUGCAAAAAUUUGGCAGUAGUCGCUUAUUACUACGGAAUGCUUAAUGAUACAGAAUUAGGGCUUUGUGUGGAGGACUUUCGACAUGCCAUGCGAAACUGGGUGUUUGCACGAAGUUUAUUCUACUAUGAAAUUAUAGAUAGGCCUAAACGGAUACUUGAAGAGAAACUUGAACACUUUGAAUUAAAGUGGAACGAAUUUCAGUUGGUAUUUCAAAACCUCAAUCAAAGUAUAUACUCAAUACAUUCUGAAAACGCUGAUUUUGAUGAAGAUGUGUUGAAACCGAUAGAAAACAUGGAUCGUAACUUGGAGCAAUACUUAAGUGCAAAUGCAACAAAACUGGAUGUAGCACAAGUGUUUCUUUCUAACACAACAGACAGCAUUCUUACAGAAUUCCAAUUUUAUUUUCAAAUGUUAAAAAACAGACAAACGUCCCUCACAGACUGGAUAAGUAGACUGCAGUUUAUUUCGAGAGAUAUAUGGGAGAAUAUUAUAAAUGACGAAGAUUCUUGGGAAUAUUACGAGUUCGUCAAUAAAACGGAAUAUUUAACCAACUUAACAGAAGUUACAACCGAUUUGAAUGAAAGCUUCACAGCUAUUUUAGACUAUGUGAGAUUUUCCGAUGUGAUAGGAAGCAGCGACGCCCAGCUCUUAUCUACAUUCAAAAGCAUCGUAGAACAUAUGAAAGAAUUUAAGACUUCUUUGAAGAUAGAUAGCAAUUUUAUUAGGGACAACCUUCUGCAGAUAAAUAUUUUUUAUCGAGAGAUGAGUUACGAAAAAAUACAUCAACAAGUUGCUUACAGCAUGUUUUCACUAUGGUGUGACAUCGGGGGAACCAUGGGCCUGUUUCUAGGAGCCAGCUUUCUAUCCAUCAUAGAAAUUAUAGACUUUAUAUUACACAGAGGAAUUCAACGCAAAAGAAUGUCUUGAAAUCAUAGUACAUGGACUAUUAGCAUGGUUUAUAAAGUUAGUGGCUGAAUGGUACAUAAGAUUUGAAAUGUAGAAGAGACAACUCAUUUUCAGCA
Saccostrea echinata is the source of this 2861-nucleotide messenger RNA. RefSeq lists its product as uncharacterized. Gene Ontology annotation, molecular function: ligand-gated sodium channel activity. Lineage: Eukaryota; Metazoa; Mollusca; Bivalvia; Ostreida; Ostreidae. The coding region runs from base 1 to 2766 and encodes 921 amino acids. Gene Ontology annotation, biological process: sodium ion transmembrane transport. Gene Ontology annotation, cellular component: membrane. The record is from RefSeq and is a predicted model, not a curated record. The transcript has 10 exons.